Dendronephthya gigantea is the source of this 2616-nucleotide messenger RNA. Its product is annotated as X-ray radiation resistance-associated protein 1-like. The transcript has 15 exons. Lineage: Eukaryota; Metazoa; Cnidaria; Anthozoa; Malacalcyonacea; Nephtheidae. Bases 75 to 2315 code for a protein of 746 amino acids. Gene Ontology annotation, molecular function: protein binding. The record is from RefSeq and is a predicted model, not a curated record. Gene Ontology annotation, cellular component: nucleus.
UCCUUACUUUCCUCUUCUUCUUUUUGUGUGUACAAAAUCAAUCAUGUCAGAUUUUUGGUUUUGUAGAAGUAAAUAUGACAGAGCUUGGUAGAAAUAUUGGAUUAUCUGGUCAGUGUUUUCCAGUACGAAGUUUAACACGAAACAAUGCCGCAGAAAAUGGCUACGCCGGUGGUGCAUGGCUUGUGGCUUACAGAGCAGAGCAACGGAGACGUUUUAAAGCAGUUUUAUGUCGUGAACCAGAUGUGGCAUUAUCUGACAAACCGUCGGAGUCAAAGAAAAGCUCUAAAUCAAGAAAAACUAAUGAAGGUGAAACACGAAAAAAGCUUGAUGGAAUAUAUUUGAUGAACGCUUGUUAUAUUAACGAUCCGUUGGACUUAUGCAGUGUCAAUAUUGCAGGGAAAGGCUUAACUUUGGUGAAUGAGGAUGAUUUUUCCAUGUUCAGUAAUGUGAUUCAUAUUGAUGCUGGUGAUAACAAUCUUCAAUUAGUUCAUUUUCGACGGUUUCCAAACUUGAAGACACUAGAACUUCCGUUGAAUAAAAUUUCCGGAACAGUUGUUCUACAAGACAAAGAUUUCGUUUGGUUGGAAACUUUAGAUUUAUCCUGCAAUCAUUUAACCACAAAUGAUGUUUUAGCUCUGGGUGUCUUACCCGCGUUAAAAGUUUUGCAUUUAACAGGAAACCAAUUGAGCGAGUUACCGCCAGAAAUGUGCCGAUCGUUUCCUUUAAAUAAAGGACAAAGGCAGUCUCGUUUUGGAAAUUUGGAGAAAUUGUGGCUUGAUCAAAAUCAUCUUACUGACUUGAACACUUUCACAUGUCUUGCAGGACUUAAACGAUUGAAGUACCUGAAUUUGGAGUACAAUAACAUCGCAUCGGUGCCGCAUUUACGAUUGCUUAAACCUAAGACCAGUAUACUUAGAAGUAACUACAGUCAUGACGUGAUAGACGAGGAAAUUGAUGAUGUCAAUAGUAAGAUUUCCAUCCUUGAAGAAAUCCUAUAUAGUGGUAAAAAUGAUGAAUUGACGGAGAAAGGUGACGUCAUAGAAACAGAAUGUAGCCAAGGGCAUUUCCAAGAUCGCCAUACUUUGCCAUUUCCUUCAUUGCUCCAUCUGAACCUGGCAAACAAUGAGAUCGAAGAAGAAGAAGGCUUGCUAACUCUUUCCACGUGGCCUCGUCUUGAAGAAGUGGUUAUCUGGGGGAACCCAGUGGCAUCAAGAGGUAGAGAGGGACCUCCUAUAGUUAAUUAUCAGCUUGGACUCGUUGCGGGAAUUGAAGUUGCAAGACAUAAACCUUCCAAGAAAGGAAAAGAUUCGUCAAGUCUUUUAUCUCUGACCAAGAAUUCUCCAAGAAAAAUAGCGGAUGUACCGACGAUCAGUCAGACAAGAAAUUUGCUGAUGUUGGAGGGACCAAAACAACACGAUCUUGGAUACUCGAUCAAACCUCUUCCUCCUAUACCGUCUUCUGUCGAAAAUGACAGGCGAGUGGCGUCAGCACCUGCUGGAACACGUGAUGUAGAAGAUGACGAGAGAAGUAACCAAGAAACGUUGCGUUCGUCUGAUGGUGAUCGUUCAACAGGAAAAGAACAAUCUUCGUUUGCAGAUGAUUCAAGUCUCUUGACCCAAAGUCAAAGAGUUGUUUCCCCUGAAGAGAGAGUAUUUCUUACACAGGCUGAAGAAGUUGAAAACGACGAUGUGUUAUUUUAUAAUAACGAACAACAAAAGUCGGGUAUGCCACAGAAAAAAUCUGAGAAAACAGUACCAAAGUCAAAACACCAUAUUUCCAAGAAAUAUCAAGGAUAUGAAGAACUACUAAAUAUAGAUGAACAAUAUUCAGAAGAUAUUGAACUGCCUAAAACAGUACAUGGAAACGUGAGAGCUCUACAAUAUACACUGGACCAUCCACUCACAUUUACACAGCAAUCUGCAAGAUAUCGCGACGAGCAAACUACAAAAGAUAAACAACGAUGGGGUUUAUCUAGGUAUCAGAAUACCCGACCAACAACCGUUGAAGAAUUAGGUUCAAUACUUGAUAAAAUGCGAACUCACACUAAAACUGUCGAGAGUAACCUGGAUAAUGUAUUGAAAGGGAACAAAAGACCAAGGAAUAAAAAGGAAUUGAAAGAAGCCAAGAAGCUACUAAAUGAGGUACAAACGAAAUAUAACGAAGUUCGUUGUGACUCGUUACAAUCAACUAGAGUGGCAGGUGAUAUCUUUCAGAAACAGGGAAUAUCCAUUAAACCUGCAGUAAGAAAAGAUCAUAUUAAAGAUGCAAGUGAGGAGGUGGCAAGUCAUGAAAGUAAGGAAAAAAACACGAACUGAUUUCGCACGAGAACACGAAUUAAUAUAAAGACUAAGCUUGAAGGAGAUGUAGAGGUUAUGAAGGUUAUGAAAUAAAAUUGCAUGCUAACAUACUAUUUGGGUGAAAUAUUCGCACCAUUAUGCGUUUAAAUUAAGCCGAUGAACGAGCCAGUGACUUCUCGAGAGAAUGAAUGACAUUAUGACAGAAUGUACGGUCGUGACCAUGACAUGCGUGUUGACCAUAGCAUGCGAGUCAAAGACAAAUAUUUUGUAUUUUUUUAGUAUAUAUAGCAUUGUACAAAAUGUAUAUAUUAUCAAUUCA